AUGUCCACUGCUGGCCAAGUCAAUGGCGCUCUUUUCCCGGAUCAGAUUGACCCGGAGCGGGCAGUCGAGAGCCGUCUUCUGUGGAUGAUGAGCAUCUAUGCUGUGUUGCAUCUUCUGGCCAUCGUCUUUGUUGCGUUGCGUGUCUAUACGCGACUCUUCAAAAUCAGGGAAUUUGGGAUAGACGAUGCGUUCAUGGUCUGCGCCGGAGCUCUAGGGUUCGGCGGCGGGCUAGUGGUUCUCAUAGUCAUGGGGACUCGAGGUGGGCUGGGCAGGCAUAUCGAUACACUAUCGCAAGAUGAGAUCACGAUAUUCUUCAAGAUGAAUUUCUUACAGUUGGUGACAUCAACUCUUGUCGGCAUAGCCUGCGUCAAGAUCUCCAUCGGAGUCUCGCUUCUCAGACUGAUUCCCAUCGGCUGGCACCCAAGAGUGAUCUUGGUAACUAUAGGAUUCGUCGUGGCGUACACAAUCAUGGCUCUUCUAAGCGCUUUCUUAUACUGCACUCCGCUUGCAGGUUUUUGGGAUAGGAGAAUCCCGAGUACCUGCUUCGACAGAAACCUCUGGGUUUUCUUUGCCUACUUCAACUCAUGCUCCAACGUCCUGACGGACUUCAUCUUUGCCACCCUUCCGAUCUCCGUCAUCUCAACACUUCAGCUGCGGCGAAAACUACGAUACUACUUGAUUUAUAUAAUGGGCUUGGGAUACAUUGCGGGCUGCUGCGGAAUUGCGAAAGCAGCGUGCCAGACUAUUUUCAGAUCGAAUCCUGAUCAGACAUAUGUCGAACUCAAUAUUGGCAUCAUUGCCGGCUGCGCCCCUACACUUGGACCUCUUCUUCGCGGUCGGCUAGGACUCAGUAAUAGGGAUAACGAAGAAAACAUCUACACUCAGCGGUCGGGAGUGCCAAGAAGUACGCACGGUUUACCGGCUAGCAAGUUCGGCUAUGUCAAGGCAGCAAGCCUCUACGAACAACACGAACUAGACAGUGGUGCCAGCCAUUUCAGUAGCCAAAAAGGACCAUGCGUAGCCAGCACAAGUCUCCCAGGACACGACAGCUGA
Neoarthrinium moseri is the source of this 1053-nucleotide messenger RNA. RefSeq lists its product as uncharacterized. The coding region runs from base 1 to 1053 and encodes 350 amino acids. The transcript has 6 exons. NCBI's taxonomy places the organism in Eukaryota, Fungi, Ascomycota, Sordariomycetes, Amphisphaeriales, Apiosporaceae. The record is from RefSeq and is a predicted model, not a curated record.